Pyrus x bretschneideri (Chinese white pear) is the source of this 2982-nucleotide messenger RNA. Its product is annotated as disease resistance protein RPV1-like. Gene Ontology annotation, molecular function: protein binding; ADP binding. The record is from RefSeq and is a predicted model, not a curated record. NCBI's taxonomy places the organism in Eukaryota, Viridiplantae, Streptophyta, Magnoliopsida, Rosales, Rosaceae. Gene Ontology annotation, biological process: signal transduction; defense response. The transcript is spliced from 4 exons. The coding region runs from base 282 to 2963 and encodes 893 amino acids.
CUAGCAAUCCCUUUUUCUACAAACAUGACCAUGCCUUUACUGUUCUUUGCAAUAUUUUAUUAGCCGAAAGUUUGCCAAAUUAUUUGGCCACUAAUUCAACAUCCCAUUCACUUACGAGGAAACUUCCUCGUCAAUGAGUGUGGAGUGCCUGGUGGCUAAUGGGAACCUUCCUCUUCAUAUAUAUGUCCCUCUCAGAAUCUGCAUAUAAUUGUCCAUGGCCUUGCAUAUGCUUGCCCUGCAUCCAUUCAUUGCAAGAACCAAGAAACAGAGAGUUUCUCUAGAUGGAUGCUUUCCGAGAUUCUUCUUCCUCCUCUUACCGGUGUUCCUAUCAUGCCUUCUUGAGUUUCAGAGGCCAGGACACGCGCAAGGGCUUUACUGAUCACCUCUAUAGAGCCUUGGAGCUAGCAGGAAUCCAUACGUUUAGAGAUGAUGAUGAAAUCAAGAGAGGGGAGAAUAUUGAGUCGGAGUUAGACAAGGCGAUACAGGAGUCACAAGUAUCGAUAAUUGUCUUCUCCAAGGACUACGCUUCCUCAAGGUGGUGUUUGAACGAACUUCUGAAGAUCGUGGAACGUAGAAAUACUGAUCGUAGACAUGUGGUUUUGCCAGUUUUCUAUGAUGUGGAUCCAUCCGAUGUCAGGAAGCAGAGAGGUUCUUUUGCUGAAGCAUUUGCCACACAUGAGGAGCGAUUCAGUACGGAGAUGGACAAGGUGGAGCAGUGGAGAAGAGCUCUUGGAGAUGUUGCAUCUUUGGCAGGCAUGGUUUUAGGAGAUCGGUAUGAGGGGCAGUUCAUCCAAGAUAUUGUUGAAGAGAUUAGAAAUAAACUGAAUCCCGCAGCUUUAGACGUCGCUCCCUUUUCAAUUGGAAUGGAUCAUCGUGUGCAACGCCUAAACAUGUGGUUACAAGAUGGAUCAAAUGAUGUUGGUGUAGCUGUCAUCUGUGGGAUGGGUGGAAUUGGCAAGAGCACUAUCGCAAAAGCCGCUUAUAACCACAACUUUCGUAGAUUUCAAGGUAGCAGCUUUCUUGCAGAUAUACGAGAAUCUUCAGAACAACCCAGUGGUUUUGUUGGCUUGCAAAGAAAACUUCUUUCAGAUAUCCAAAAGGGGAAAGCAAAGAAAGUAUACAAUAUGGACGAAGGAAGAAGCAGGAUCAAACAAGCCGUAGGCUAUAAAAAAGUUCUUAUUGUUCUUGAUGAUGUGAGCAACCGAGAUCAACUCAAUGCAAUUCUUGGAAUGCGAGAGUGGCUUCAUCCAGGAAGUAAAAUUAUCAUAACAACUCGACAUGAACAUUUGUUAAAUGCUCAUGAAGUUUUUGAAAAGUUUAUGGUUCAAGAACUGGAUGAGGAUAAAUCACUUGAGCUUUUCAGUUGGCAUGCCUUCAGACAAUCCCAUCCAGAAGAAGGUUACAUGGAGCUUUCAAGACAUGUGGUACAGCACUGUGGAGGGCUUCCAUUAGCUCUUGAAGUUCUGGGAUCUUCUCUAUCCGGAAAAAGUGUAGAAGUAUGGCAAAGUGCAUUGCAGAAGUUAGACGUGAUCCCUAAUGACAAAAUUCAAAAAGUUCUGAGGAUAAGUUUUGAUUCUUUACAAGAUGAUCAUGACAAAAAUUUAUUCCUUCACAUAGCCAGUUUCUUCACAGGAAAGAAGAUGGAUUAUACGAGUACAGUGUUGGACAGCUUAGAGUUUUACACAAGGAUUGGGAUUGAAAAUCUAGUUGACAGAUGCCUAGUGAAAAAUCAAUGGAUGAACAGGUUGUUCAUGCAUCAAUUGGUGAGAAACAUGGCAAUGGAAAUUAUUCGUGAGGAAUCACCUGAUGACCCCGGAAAACGUAGUAGAGUGUUGCAGAAAGAUGCCUCUAAUAUUUUGAGAAAAUUAAGUCAGGGUACGGAAAAUGUUAAGGGCCUCAUGCUCAACCUUGCUUGCAAAAGAACGUUAAUUGGAAGUGAUAAACAACGCUGCCAUGUUGAAGAUUAUGAUGAAAAUUCUUCAAGACGAAGUGGGCUUGGUUUCUUCUCUUGGAAACCAACUAGCUUUUCAUCCACAAACUCAGCUUCUGCAUCAAAUGAGAUAGAUUUCGAAGCUGAGGCGUUUAGAAGGAUGCACAAUCUUGUACUUCUCAUGCUCAACAACGUCAACGUCUGGGGAAGCUACGAAGAAUUUCCAAAAAGUUUAAUAUGUUUAUCUUGGAGAGGAUUCCACUUAAAAUCAGUACCAGAAAAUUUUUAUUUGGAAAACCUGGUUGUUCUUGACAUGCGAAAAAGUAGCCUACAACAUGUUUGGAAUGGGAUCAGGUCUCUUCCGAGGCUGAAAAUUCUUGAUCUCAGUCAUUCGCAUGGCCUUAGGACAACCUCCAACUUCUCAGGACUCCCUAACCUUGAGAGAUUGAUUCUUAAACAUUGCAUAAAUUUGGUUGAGGUUGAUGAGUCCAUCGGAUACCUAGAGAAACUUGUUUUGAAUCUAGGAGGCUGCAAAAAUCUCAUGAAGCUUCCAAUAUUGAGAUCUGUGCGGGAUCUUGAUCUUUCUGGUUGCUCAAAGCUUGUGCUUGGUGCCAAUACGACUGCCACAACUGAUCACUUACCUAAAUCAUGGUAUUCAAUCUGGUCGUGGGUGUCGCUGAGAAAAAAUAUUGAAUCAAGCAGUUUCUCAUUGGCAAGUUUACCGCAUUCCUUAACAAGUUUACGUCUGGAUCGCUGCAAUCUAUCAGAGAUUCCGAGUGCCCUUACUAUGCUGCCUUCGUUAGAGUACUUGGAUCUGAAUAACAAUCCAAUUACAAGCCUACCAGAGAGCAUGAACAAUCUUGUUAAGCUUCGCACUCUUGCAGUAGAAGGUUGCAGAAACCUCACAAUGCUUCCAGAGCUCCCACAUGGUUUGAAACAAUUGAAUGGUAGAGGUUGCACAUCAUUGAAAAGAAUAACAAAUUUACCGAACUUGCACAUAUCACCGCCCACACAUUCCUUACCUGACGUGUAACAACCCGUCCCGGGAUUUA